GUACUUGACCACAGCGGUUCGACCUCGCUCGUCCUUUGGAGGCCCUGUAUGCGGAAAGCCUUUAUUUCAGGGCUGAGCAGGAGUCUCACAAGUAAUAGCUCAUACGCCCAUACAUCUAUUUACCGCCUGUCCCGCUCGAAUCUCUGCGCCGCUGCCACGACAACGGCCUUAACCCUCACACUCAACCGCCCCCAACCGGCUUCCAGCCCCGUCCCCGUUGGCUCACUGCGCCUCUACUCCUCAAGCGCAACUACCCCGGCUGCUGCUGCUGCUGCUGUACACCACCCGCCUCGCGAUACACCCACCACUGACACGUCCAAGAUGAACGGCCCAACCUCCCAGCGCGCCAAGAGGAAACCGGGGUCGACCUCGUCGCUCGACGACCGUCCACCCAAGCACCAGCGAGCCCUGAACGGCGCGAAGCAGCAAUCCACUGGCGAUAAUACUCCGGAGGAGGACAUGUACGAUCAGGGUCUUGACGAUGAGGAUCUGCUCGCCCAGGCUCUUCUGCCGUCCGUCGGCCCAGAUACCGUCGAGUGGCAGGCCACCAUACAAAGGGUCGUCAGCAAUGUCGUCUCGAUCCGGUUCUGCCAGACUUGCUCGUUCGACACCGAUGCUGCCCUGACAAGCGAGGCGACUGGUUUUGUGGUGGAUGCUGAACGAGGAUAUAUCUUGACAAACCGUCACGUCGUCGGCUCUGGCCCCUUUUGGGGAUACUGCAUCUUUGACAACCACGAGGAGGUUGAUGCUUACCCGGUUUAUCGUGAUCCUGUACACGAUUUCGGUAUCCUCAAGUUCGAUCCAAAGGCCAUCAAGUACAUGCCGGUCGCGGCGCUUCCGCUUCGUCCGGACCUGGCCAAAGUUGGCGUUGAGAUCAGGGUCGUUGGUAACGAUGCUGGAGAGAAGCUCAGUAUUCUUUCAGGUGUCAUAAGUCGUCUAGACAGGAAUGCUCCUGAAUACGGCGAGGGCUAUUCGGACUUCAACACAUGUUACUUGCGGCUGCGAGUGGUGGCAGUUCUGGUAGUCCUGUUGUCAACAUCGAUGGCUAUGCCGUGGCUCUACAAGCAGGUGGAAGGGCUGACGGGGCAUCCACCGACUACUUUUUGCCCCUCGAUCGCCCGCUCCGAGCCCUUCAGUAAACCCAUCACCCGUGGUGACAUCCAAUGUCAGUUCUUGCUGAAGCCGUUUGACGAAUGCCGACGUCUUGGCUUGGCACCCGAAUGGGAGGCGCAGAUGCGCAAAGCGUUCCCCAAAGAGACAAACUUGCUAGUCGCCGAGAUCAUCCUACCCGAGGGUCCCUCCUCCAAUAAGGUGGAGGAAGGUGACGUUCUCCUCAAGGUCAAUGACGAGCUCAUCACCGAAUUUAUCCGCUUGGACGACAUCCUCGACUCAAAUGUCGGCAAGCCCGUCAAACUGCUACUGCAGCGCGGCGGAGAGGACGUGGAGGUCGAGGUCGAGGUCGGAGAUCUUCACAGCAUCACUCCGGACCGGUUUGUUUCAGUCGCCGGCGGCAGCUUUCACAGUCUGUCAUACCAGCAGGCGCGCCUCUACGGCGUGGCCUGCAAGGGAGUCUACGUUUGUGAGGCUACGGGUUCGUUCAGGUUCGAGACAAGUGACAAUGGCUGGAUCUUACAAACCAUCGACAACAAGAAGGUCCCCGAUUUGGAAACCUUCAUCCAAGUGGUCAAAAACAUCCCCGACAAGGCACGUGUUGUGGUGACCUAUAAGCACCUGCGCGAUCUGCACACCCUCAACACCACCAUCAUCUACGUUGACCGUCAUUGGUCAUCCAAGAUGAAACUGGCGGUGCGCAACGAUGAGACAGGUCUCUGGGACUUUACAGACCUGGCCGAUGCUCUUCCACCCGUUCCUCCCGUUCCUCGCAAAGCAUCUUUUAUCCAGCUGGAGCAUACCUCACAUCCUGCCGUUGCGGAACUCGUGCGCUCGUUCGUCCAUGUAACGUGUACAAUGCCGAUGAAGCUCGACGGCUUCCCCAAGAAUCGCAAGUGGGGCAUGGGUCUUGUUAUCGACGCUGAGAAGGGCCUCGUUGUCAUCUCUCGGGCGAUUGUACCAUACGAUCUUUGUGACAUCUCUAUCACCAUUGGUGAAUCAAUCGUGGUGGAGGGCAAAGUGGUCUUCCUUCAUCCUCUGCAAAACUACGCAAUUAUCCAGUACGACCCCAAGCUGGUAGAUGCUCCGGUGCAGAGCGCCAAGCUGAGCUCGGAAGAGAUCACACAAGGCGCCUCCACAUACUUCAUUGGUUACAAUAGAAUCGGCCGUGUGGUCCACACCGCCACCACGGUCACCGAAAUAUUCGCAGUCGCCAUUCCUGCCAACAGCGGAGCUCCUCGUUACCGCGCGGUCAAUGUGGACGCGAUAACAGUUGACACCAACCUUAGUGGGCAGUGUGGAAGCGGUGUGCUCGUCGCUCCUGAUGGUACAGUACAGGCCUUGUGGUUGACAUACCUGGGAGAGCGCUCCCCUUCGACACACCGGGAUGAAGAGUACCAUCUGGGUCUGGCGACGCCAACCUUGCUACCGGUCGUCAAACAGAUACAGCAAGGCAUUGUUCCCAAACUCCGGAUGCUGUCUGUCGAGUUCAGGUCUAUCCAGAUGGCCCAGGCUCGCAUCAUGGGCGUAUCAGAGGAGUGGAUCCAACAGGUCUCGCUGGCCAACACGUCACACCACCAACUUUUUAUGGUGACGAAGCGGACAUUCGAGCGUGACCAGGACGACAAAAGCGGCGCGCUGCUCGAGGGUGACAUCCUGCUCACCCUGAACGGCAAGCUGAUCACUCGCAUAUCUGAGCUGGACAUCAUGUACUCACACGAAUUUCUCGACGCCGUCAUUGUGCGAGAGACCAAGGAGCUCAAGCUCAAGCUGCCGACUGUGGCAGCCGACGAUGUUGAGACUGACCAUGCCGUCUCAUUCUGUGGCGCCAUCUUCCAUCGCCCGCACCAAGCAGUUCGUCAACAAAUCAGCAAACUAUACAGCGAGGUUUAUGUCUCUGCAAGGACACGCGGCUCGCCGUCUUAUCAGUAUGGCUUAGCUCCCACGAAUUUCAUCACCCAUGUAAACGGCAAGCGGACGCCGGACCUCAAAAGUUUCCUUGCGGCCGUUACCGCUAUUCCUGACAACACAUACUUCCGCCUCAAGGCCGUUACCUUUGACAGCGUUCCGUGGGUUGUGACGAUGAAGAAGAACGAGCAUUAUUUCCCCACGGUCGAAUGGAUUAAGGAUAGUUCCGAGGACUGCGGGUGGCGCCGUGUCACGUACGAGGGCGGCAAGGCAAUGGAGGGCGAGCCUUCCGAGGGUGUGCCGGCCGUCGAGGAAGAGGCUGGUGGCGCUGCCGACGAUGAUGUCCCCAUGACUGCCGCAGAGAAGUAG
Molecule: messenger RNA, 3387 nt
Organism: Pyricularia pennisetigena
Lineage: Eukaryota; Fungi; Ascomycota; Sordariomycetes; Magnaporthales; Pyriculariaceae
Exons: 5
Biological process (GO): proteolysis
Molecular function (GO): serine-type endopeptidase activity; protein binding
Source: RefSeq, a predicted model, not a curated record